AUUUUAAUUUAAUUUAAUUUGUCAAUGUCGUGGUUCUACAUAAAAAUAUAAACACAAAAAUACUUGACUCUUCUCCUUUAAACGUUUUAAAGUUUCUAUUUUUGCAGCCUUAUAUAAUGCAAUAGUGUAGUAUUUGAUUUUAUUGAACUAGUAUCAAUGUAAGUGUAUAAUGUCCGCGUUCUUAGAAAGUUCGUAAGCUUUUUUAAAAGGUUUUUCCUAAAUUUUUAUUACAAGCUGUGUAAGUUAACGUGUUGAAUAAUGCUACCGGGACGUGGAGUGGGCUGUUUGCCGGAUAAUCCUUUGGGUCUUUCUUGGCAUGACAGUAAUUGGAUUCCGAUGCUCAACUCUAAUAACAUACUAGACUAUUUCUCGGAACGUAGUAAUCCAUUUUACGAUCGGAGUUGUAAUAAUGAAGCUAUUAAAAUGCAACGGCUCAGUAUGGAUCAGUUGAGUAAUAUGAUUGGACUGGAGUAUUGUCUUCUUCAUGUGCAAGAACCAAUUUUGUAUGUAGUACGUAAACAACACAGACAUUCUCCAACACAUUCUACACCAAUUGCCGAUUUUUACAUUGUUGCUGGAAUAGUUUAUCAAGCUCCAGAUCUUCUUUCAAUUAUUAAUUCUCAUAUGAUGUCUUCAGCAUACCAUUUAGAGACUGCAUUCGAAGAACUAAAUUCAUUAGCUAGAUUUCAUCCAUCUAAAGGUUAUUCAUGGGAAAAUCGUAGACCUGGUCAGCCAACUGGUCCUGUAACAGCUCCUCCACCAUCUCCAGUUAAGGUUACCGGCAAAAGAGACAUUGAAGAAGCUAGUUCCCAAUUUCAAAGAUUACGAGUAGACAUGUUGUUAGUUGAAUUAACAAGAAAGUUUCCUUUACCUUUACCUCAAGCUCUUUCAGCAACACCUCAAAAUACUAUAAAUAAUCAACAAACAAAUGAACUAAUUAAAAAAGAAGUGAAACAAGAAAUAAAACAGGAAAUGAUUCAAGACAUAAAUAUUAAACAAGAACCUCAGCCUACUAACUCUUUAUCGCCAUCAAUGAGACCACCUCCAGAGAAAAAGUUUAAGCCGGCAUAAUGCACUUCUUAUGCAUGACGUAUUUGUAUAUUAUUUAUUCAAAUGAUCUGCAUUUUAUAUACAGACUAAAGUGAA
Molecule: messenger RNA, 1146 nt
Organism: Acyrthosiphon pisum (pea aphid)
Lineage: Eukaryota; Metazoa; Arthropoda; Insecta; Hemiptera; Aphididae
Gene: MED6
Product: mediator complex subunit 6
Exons: 6
Coding region: 259-1071 (270 amino acids)
Biological process (GO): regulation of transcription by RNA polymerase II
Cellular component (GO): mediator complex
Molecular function (GO): transcription coregulator activity
Source: RefSeq, a predicted model, not a curated record